Chrysochloris asiatica (Cape golden mole) is the source of this 1398-nucleotide messenger RNA. RefSeq names its product sodium/nucleoside cotransporter 1-like. The transcript has 12 exons. The coding region runs from base 1 to 1398 and encodes 465 amino acids. The record is from RefSeq and is a predicted model, not a curated record. Gene Ontology annotation, molecular function: pyrimidine- and adenosine-specific:sodium symporter activity. NCBI's taxonomy places the organism in Eukaryota, Metazoa, Chordata, Mammalia, Afrosoricida, Chrysochloridae. Gene Ontology annotation, biological process: uridine transmembrane transport; cytidine transport; pyrimidine nucleobase transport. Gene Ontology annotation, cellular component: membrane.
AUGGAGGAAGAUCCACCACAACCAAGAGAAUCUGUCUCUCUCACACCCAUGGCCAAUGGUCUGGAGAACAUGGGCGCUGAGAGAAGCCUACAGCCAGUCACAAGAACAAGACACCUCUGUAGGGAGCACGCACAACUGUUUCAAUGGAUCCUCAAAGGCCUGCUCUGCACCGGUCUCCUUGGAUCUAUGUGGAUCCCUUCCACUUGCCUGCCUCUAACUUGGGUUUUAUGCUUUCUUUCCUGGAAGGUUUUGCCGAUCAUUAUUUUCUUCAGCUGUGUCAUGUCGGUUCUCUACUAUGUGGGCCUCAUGCAGUGGGUGAUCCUGAAGAUUGCUUGGCUGAUGCAGGUCACUAUGGGCACUACAGCCACUGAGACCCUGAGUGUGGCUGGGAACAUCUUUGUAAGCCAGACUGAGGCGCCUCUCCUGAUCCGGCCCUACUUGGCAGAUAUGACGCUUUCUGAGGUUCACGUCGUCAUGACUGGAGGCUACGCCACCAUCGCUGGCAGCCUGCUGGGUGCCUACAUCUCCUUUGGGAUCGAUGCGGCCUCCUUGAUUGCUGCAUCUGUGAUGGCUGCUCCUUGUGCUCUGGCCCUCUCCAAGCUGGUCUACCCGGAGGUGGAGGAGUCCAAGUUUAGAAGUGAGGAAGGGGUGAAACUGACCUAUGGAGACGCACAGAACCUCUUAGAAGCAGCCAGCAGCGGGGCCGCCAUGUCGGUGAAGGUCGUUGCCAACAUCGCAGCCAAUCUGAUUGCAUUCCUGGCGGUGUUGGCCUUCAUCAACGCUGCUCUCGCCUGGCUGGGGGACAUGGUGGAUAUCCAGGGGCUUAGCUUCCAGCUCAUCUGUUCCUACAUCCUGCGGCCUGUGGCCUUCAUAAUGGGUGUCACCUGGGACGACUGCUCCGUGGUGGCAGAACUGCUGGGGAUGAAGCUGUUUCUGAAUGAGUUUGUGGCCUACCAGGAACUCUCCAAGUACAAGCAACGCCGUCUCGAUGGGGUUGAGGAAUGGAUCGGCGACAGGAAGCAGUGGAUCUCUGUCCGAGCAGAAAUCCUCACGACGAUUGCACUCUGUGGAUUUGCCAAUUUACGCAACAUUGGAAUCAUGUUGGGAGGCCUGACCUCCAUGGUCCCUAAGCGGAAGGGUGAAUUCUCCCAGAUGGUGUUCCGGGCCCACUUCACUGGAGCCUGUGUGUCACUGGUGAAUGCCUGUGUGGCAGGGAUUCUCUAUGUGCCCAGGGGGGCUACGGUGGACUGUGUGUCCCUUCUGAACACCACUCUCAGUAGCACUAGCUUCGAAGUGUACCAGUGCUGCCGUGAGCUCUUCCAGAGCACCAGCUCCAAUUCCAGUGCCGAGGCUCUGAGCAACUGCUGCCGAUUUUACAACCACGCAAUCUGUGCAUAG